Messenger RNA from Schistosoma curassoni, 1330 nucleotides. The record is from the annotation of a GenBank genome assembly. NCBI's taxonomy places the organism in Eukaryota, Metazoa, Platyhelminthes, Trematoda, Strigeidida, Schistosomatidae.
CAAGCAUUGGCUUUUAUUAGAUGUUCAUAUAGAGUCAACUAUUAUAGGUUCUAUUUACCAGAUCUACAUCUAUAUUUAGGCAUAAUGUUUAUAAACAAAACAGUGAACCCAGUAUUAUUAGGAUACAUAUAUCCCUAUAUCUAUAUAGAAUGUUCUACUUCAAAAUGGAUAGAUAUAACACAUUAUAACUGAUAAACUAUCGACAAUAUCCUCCUCCUCCUCCUCCUCAUCCUCAUCAUCAUCAGUAUUAUUCUUGUUUCUACAUAGAUGUAAAUAGAUCUUUUCUUCUUUUCAUUUUCUUUUUGAGGGCGGCGGGGUUGGUGAAUGUAACUUUUUUUCUUUUCUUAAAUGGUUCCAUCAUCGAAUUGAAAAAAAAAACAAAAUGAGUAUGAUCCAACAUUUUCAUAAAAGAUCCGAUUUGAUUAGGAUCAUUCUAUCGAUUAUAAUGAUUUGGUGUAUGAUUAUGUUAAUGGAUUUAUCCAAUGGUUAUUUAUUGAUAAAAGAAGAAAAACUUUUACGGAAAUUAGUCAAUUUGAUUCAUGCCACAACAACAAAUGAUUUCAAUCUGUGUACAAUUCAUUCACGUCAAUUACAAUAUUUAUUAUAUACUACUUAUAAUACUACUACUACUACUGCUACUACUACUACUCAUUAUAAUGAUAUUCCAUUAGCAGCAGGAACAGCAGCAGAAGCGUCGUCAGCAUCAUCACCAGAAGGACCCGGAUCAUCAACAAUGAUUAAUUUAAAUGAAACAUUCUAUCCAAUAUUUCAUCAUUUAAUCGCACAAAACUCUUUAACACAAAAUUUCUUGCAUGAUAUAUAUAGAUCUAUACAGAUUAUGAGACAUUUCAAUCGUUGGCAUAGCAACAACCACUACCACGACAACCACAACCUCAACAAUCAUGAUACCAGGAAACAAUUAGAAGUCUAUUUAUUUCAUUUAUUACAAUUAAAUCAACCAAUUGAAUUUUAUAAUAUGAAAUUAUUCAAUAAUUUCAUCACUAUGAAUGAUGAUUAUGAUGAUCAAAAAUCCAAGUUAAUUGGUAUUGGUUAUUGUUUCAAUGGGAUAUUAAUGGCUUAUGUCAAUAAUUAUACUACUACUACUAAUAGUAGUAUUAGUAGUAGUAGUAGUGAUUCCUCUGAUCGUAAUUCUAUAUGUAGUCAAUUUCUAUCGAAUGUACAAUUAUUUGAUAAUAGUAAUGAGACUAUACGGUUUAAUGAUUAUGAAUAUGGAGAAUUUUCAUCCUUUUGGGCACCAAUUCAAUGUGAAUCUAAUUCAAUCAUACCAAUAGUUUUACGAUAUUUUAUUUAUACAAAAGAAAAAAGGUAA